Molecule: messenger RNA, 2058 nt
Organism: Penicillium nucicola
Lineage: Eukaryota; Fungi; Ascomycota; Eurotiomycetes; Eurotiales; Aspergillaceae
Product: tat pathway signal sequence domain-containing protein
Exons: 5
Coding region: 1-2058 (685 amino acids)
Source: RefSeq, a predicted model, not a curated record
AUGCGUCUCAGCAUUGCUUCUGUUGUCGGUCUCGUUAUCGCGCCUGUAUUGGCGGGUUGCCCAUAUGCUCGAGACCUGGGUUUGGAUGUCAACGACCAAAAGCAUCCUCACAUUAAUGUGGCCCGCGGUGUUGCCUCAAAGAGCUCAUCCGCGUCGAUCGCUUCUGCCACACCCGUUGCUGGAAAGAAAGGUGUUUUCUAUCUGAACCGUAUCGGUCCUUCGGGCUCGCAGAUAUGGAUUAGCAACGCAGACGGCACCAAUGCCACCUUGUUAAUGGGUAACCAGACUGGCGCGUUCGAUUAUCAUCCUAGCUGGUCGCAAGAUGGAAAUUGGAUCGUAUUCACCAGUGAACGACGCGGGGCAGGCCAGUCGGACUUGUACCGUGUGCAUCCUAAUGGAGCGGGUCUUGAGACAUUGGCGGCCACCGACAGCGUCGAGGAUGCCGGCACACUUUCGCCAGAUGGAAAGUCUCUGGCUUAUGUUUCCACGUAUGGAAAUUAUACAAUGAACAUUUGGGUCAAAGAUCUCAAGACUGGAAUCGCCCGCAACCUGACUGACACCCCAGCAAAUCGUGCCGACAAUACUUGGCCUACUGGCCACUACCGUCCGUCAUGGUCCCCAGACGGAAAAUGGCUCGCCUUCAGUUCUGACAGAGAUAAUGACUGGACAGGUCACAGCGAGGGAGUCGGCUGGGAGCAUACCCAGAACCUCGGCCUGUAUAUUGUUCGCCCAGAUGGUUCGGGAUUCCGCAAGGUUCUGCAUCAGGACGGUUUUGCUUUGGGUACACCCCAGUGGUCACCGGACGGCAAGCGCCUCAUCUACAACAACAUGACGAGGGAGAACACCUACUAUGCGCACGGUGUUUCUAGCGAGCAGUUAUUGGUUCCUUCUCAGAUCUACAGUGUUGAUGUCGCCACGGGCAAGAAAAUAAUCAAGCAUGUCGUCGACGACAACCUCAAGGUUGGCCAGCAUUACAUCGGCAAUUCCACCAACAUCGGCUAUUUGAUCAAGGCAGGCACUUCCGAGGGAAUUAGCUACAGUUCGCGUGACAAAACGCACAAGUCCUUCAAUUUGACUGGCCUUCGCGAACCAUCUUGGUCUCCUGAUGGUUCGAAGAUAGUUUACAACGUUCUCAACUGGGAUCAGCAAACCGGCAACUCUCAACUUUGGAGCUUUGAUAGCGAAUGGGAUUAUCGCUACAUGGAUGUCUUUCCUACACACAAUGUUGCUUCCAACGGAAUGGCUGUCACAGAGAAGGUACUGGGAGGCGCCAACAGCUCGCUUGUGACUUCAUCAACAGACUAUACCGAUCUGACCGACUCACUCGACUCUUACGACAUCUACUCCGCCGACAACAGCACUGAGGUUGAAUGGCUGGUAGAGGGUAACUCUGGUGCCUUCCAGCCAUCCUUCAACCCGGACGGCGAUGAACUCGUCGUUGGAUUCGGUGCCUGGUUCGUCUCUCGCUCCACCGACACUGGUGCCAUCUACCGUGUUGCAUCCAACGGCAGCUCCCACACCAACCUGACCGACUGGGAAAACAACGCCGGUUUCCCCUCGUGGUCUCCCGAUGGAUCGGCAAUGGUGUACCGCCUGUGGAACAUUCAGACUGGCGCUCCUCAGGGACUCCAGCUUCACAACUUCACUACCGGCGAGACCAGCAAGUUGACUCACGGUUGGGACAACACCCCUGGUUGGUCUCCAGAUGGUGAGCGUAUUGUCUUCACCCGUAACAACAACUGGACCGAGUCUUAUGGAGCCCGUUGGUAUGCGGAUCGCUUUGAUAUUUACACUAUUCGUCCCGAUGGCUCCGAGUUGACCCAAGUCACCGACAGUCUGGCCAAUGACGCACAUGCUGUCUGGUCCCAGGAUGGUCGCAUUAUGUGGUCCACUGGCAUGUACGGUUUCAAAGAUGAGAGUGCCCUCUACGACAACACUUUCCAGCCUUACGGUCAAAUCAUGGUCAUGAACUACGACGGAACCGACAAGCACAUCGUCACAGACACGAUCUGGGAGGACUCCAUGCCGCUCUACAUGCCUAAUCAAUACCUUGAAUAA